GAAAUGGCAUUAUGGCGUAAAACAAAUAAUCCUGAUCUUGAAGAAGAGUCUCUAAAGAAGACUGUACCAGAAGAAAUUGAAGCUCGUAUACCUGCGGAUCUGGAAGACCGGCUUAAUAAAGUCAACAAACAAUUAAACGAGUCAAUCGAACAUUAUCGUAGUAUGUGUAAUAUAAUGGAGCGUCUUGCUCGUCGACAUGAAGCAAAUGGCUUGGCGGAGGUAUCAUCACAUAUUCAGAGAGCCAGUACUAUUAUCGAAGAAGAGGCGAAUUCAACUAUUGAAAAUGUACUGGAAAAUUUGAAAAGUCAUCGGGAUUUAUUAGUUUCGUUCCGGGAAACCUUUGAACGAAGGAAUCGAUUAGCAAUGGAUGAUACCAUUGAUGCACUCGAAACUCGGAUAUCAACCAAUACCGCAAAAUUAUCGGACAAAGGUGAUCCCGAAACUGAACGACUAUCGGCUGUUAUUCAAAAGGAUCAAGUUGAUGUUGAUCUGCAGAGAAGACGUAAAAUUUUUAUUCGACAUUGUUUCAAUGCCGAGCUUUCAUUAUUACACAAAAGUUCUGCAUUUGUUUCGCUUCUUUAUCAAAACUUCGCACAUGAACAAAUCAAAUACUCGCAACAAUUGUACGAAAAUUGGAAACUUCUGAGCCCUAAAGUUUUUGAGAUGCCUAUUCAAAUCAUCGAUUUUGGCUAG
Ambispora leptoticha is the source of this 693-nucleotide messenger RNA. Lineage: Eukaryota; Fungi; Glomeromycota; Glomeromycetes; Archaeosporales; Ambisporaceae. The record is from the annotation of a GenBank genome assembly.